AUAAUCUAACCUACAUUUUAAUUAAUAACAUUGCAACAUUGACGUUUCUUUCGCAUGCGCAGAUUGUACGGAGUUUAGCCCUUUUAUCUCAACGUCUCUAUCUGUGGCAACUUCCGCCUACAAAAAUUCUUACCCCCUCUACCAUUAUAUUCCCUCCAUUAGUUUUCUAACUCAAUGAUAUUAUUAUACCACAGUCAAUAAGUACCAAAUAGGUGACAGCACUAAUCCUCUUCAUGACCUUCCCUCUCUUCCAUUUGGACUCUUUUCCUCUCAGGGUAUACACUAAAACUGUAAUGGCAACGCUGCCAAGGGUGUAGAAGUCUCAAGAAUGGAAUUAUAUAAAAUACCCAAUAACUUAAGUUUACAAGGAAAUCUAGCGGAAAACUGGAGAAAGUUUAAACAAAGUUUUAAAAUUUUUAUGAAGGCAACCGGGAAAGAUGCUAAAGAUGGUGAAACGAAAGUGGCUAUAUUCUUAAAUAUCAUCGGAGAAGAGGCCGUAGAAGUUUUUAAUACAAUGUUUAUAAGUGACGAUGACCGCAAGGACAUCGACAAAGUUAUCGAAGCAUUCGAGGGUUAUUGCUUGCCGAAAACAAAUGUGGUGUAUGAACGUUUCGUUUUUCAUAAAAGAAAUCAAUGUGAAGGUGAAAGUUUUGAGCAAUUCCUAACUGAUUUAACGAAAUUAGCAAGUACCUGUGAUUUUAAAACCCUUAAUGAAGAAAUGAUACGCGAUCGUGUUGUUUUGGGAGUGCAAGAUUUAAAUUUACAAGAAAAGUUGUUGCGAACCGAGGGCUUGACGUUACAGAAAACUGUUGAAAUAUGCAAAGCAUUCGAAAUAACAAAGGAGCAAAUGAAGCAAAUCAAGGACCCACAACUGCGAAGUGUAAAUAAAAUUGCAAACAAGAAGCCAAUGGAGAAAACGGGUAACACCUCAAAUCAAAGUUCGAAUCGCAAAGAAGAAUUUAAAUGUAAAAGAUGUCAAAGAACUCAUGGACCAAGGGAGUGUCCCGCAUACGGAGUUCGCUGCAGGCUUUGCGGAAAUCUUAAUCAUUUUGCUGUGAGUUGUAGGGUAACCAGUCAGAAAAAUGUCAGGCAACUAGAUGUACGAGAAAAUUUCGAAGACGACGAGGAACUUGCCGUAUUAAGUACGAUUGAAACAAGAAACGUACACGAAAUUUCAUGGAAUGAAAAUGUCAAGGUCGAAGAUAAAUAUGUACGAUUUAAAUUAGAUAGUGGAGCGUGGAGCCCAGGUAAACAUACUUCCGGAACGGAUUUUCAAACAAAUCAAUCACCAGGUGGAUCUUAGACGUACCGGCUUAAUAUU
Photinus pyralis (common eastern firefly) is the source of this 1321-nucleotide messenger RNA. RefSeq lists its product as uncharacterized. The coding region runs from base 329 to 1303 and encodes 324 amino acids. The record is from RefSeq and is a predicted model, not a curated record. Lineage: Eukaryota; Metazoa; Arthropoda; Insecta; Coleoptera; Lampyridae. The transcript is spliced from 2 exons.